Erythranthe guttata (spotted monkey flower) is the source of this 1761-nucleotide messenger RNA. Its product is annotated as 4-hydroxyphenylacetaldehyde oxime monooxygenase. The record is from RefSeq and is a predicted model, not a curated record. Gene Ontology annotation, molecular function: heme binding; oxidoreductase activity, acting on paired donors, with incorporation or reduction of molecular oxygen; monooxygenase activity. Lineage: Eukaryota; Viridiplantae; Streptophyta; Magnoliopsida; Lamiales; Phrymaceae.
AAAAAAAAUGUCUUCGACUACUAUUAUAAGCUUCCUUUUUCUUCUAGCCGUAGCCCUUUUCUUUCUGAAAAUAAAGAAAAAACCCGUCACCGGAAAUAAGCUUCCACCGGGCCCACCGAAGCUUCCGAUCAUAGGCAAUCUUCACCAACUAGGGAAAUUGCCCCACCAAAGCCUCUCGAAUCUCUCCCAUAAAUACGGGCCCGCUAUGCUCUUACAUCUCGGUAGUAUACCAACUUUAGUUAUUUCAUCCGCUGAUUUUGCAAAACAAGUCCUUAAAGAACAAGAUAUUAGCUUUUGUAGCCGGCCAAGAUCACCGGGGCCGAAUAGGAUUUUCUACGGUUUGUCCGAUGUGGCUUUCUCACCGUACGGUGAUUUUUGGCGGAAUACGCGCAAAAUAUUCGUUUCCCAUCUCCUGAAUUCAAAGAGAGCCGAUUCUUUUUCCACUUCAAGGGAGAAAGAAAUCGGUAAUUUAAUCGAUUAUUUAUCCGCGGCGUCGCCAAAUCCGAUAAAUCUCGAUGAGAAGAUUUAUGACUUGGUUGAUGGAGUUAUUGGCACGGUUGCAUUUGGUAGGAGAUAUAGAGGGAAGCAAUUCGAGGGACAAGUGUUGAAAGACGUUAUGGAUGAAGCUAUGCGCAUGUUGGAUAGCUUCUCCGGGGAGGAUUUUUUCCCUCUGGUCGGUCGGAUUGCGGAUUUUUUGACGGGGCACAAAGCGAGGCUCGAUAAUUGCUUUCGUAAACUCGAUGGAUAUUUAGAGACGGUGCUCGAUGAACAUUACAAUCUUGAAAGUACGCGGAAAGGCGACGAUGAUGAAGAAGACCUAGUCGAUGCCUUGAUUAGGUUGUCGAAUCAAGAAAAUGGCCUAAUGAAUCCAUUGAGCAAGGAGCAAAUCAAGGCUAUGUUAAUGAACACAUUUCUUGGAGGAGUAGGCACAAGUUCAAUAGUAAUAGUGUGGGCAAUGUGUGAACUCAUGAGAAAACCAUCAACAAUGCAUAAAGUACAACAAGAAAUAAGAUCCAAUCUUGGAGCAAAGCCAAAAGUUGAAGCUAAUGAUCUUAGUAAGUUCACAUACUUGAAAAUGGUAGUAAAAGAAACCCUAAGGCUCCAUCCACCGGUACCCCUUUUGAUCCCCCGAGAAACCACGCGCACGUGUCAAAUACGCGACGAAAGAAACGGCGAAAUUUACGAUGUCCACCCCAAGACAAGAGUUUUGGUCAACGCUUGGGCGAUAGGGAGAGACGGAAGCUUCUGGAAGAAUCCUGACGAGUUCGAUCCCGAGAGGUUCGACAAAAACGAAGUCGAUUAUAGGGGGCAGCAUUUCGAGUUCGUGCCGUUUGGUGGCGGUAGGAGAAUCUGUCCUGGCAUUAGCAAUUCUAUUGCCACUAUAGAGUUGACUUUGGCCAAUCUCUUGUGUUGGUUUGACUGGAGAGUGGCUGAUGGUGUGAGUGUGGAAGAUGUUGCUGGCUUGGAAGAAGAGGGAGGAGUUACUGUGCACAAGAAAACACACCUCACUCUUGUGCCUAUCAAAUAUAUUUGGAAGUGAAAACGUCGUCGUUUUGGGGGAUUUGGUAGUAUUUGAAUAAAAUUUUUUUAUUUGAAUAAAUUUCAGGUGUAUAAUUAUUAGUCUCUGCGUCUUAUAUUUUAUGUUUUAAUUUAAAAUGGUCUAGUAUUAAAGUUUGUUUGUUGUCUAUUGCAAAUUUAAAUUAUGCAAAAAGUAUAGUUAAUAAUUUUAUUUCCAAAAUGCAAAAAAAAGUAAUAUUUAAA